CUCUCAUCGCUGGUACGUACUGUAAAGCAUCACGUGACCACACCGGCGCAAUCUGCACCGCGGACCUUUACCUCAGCGAAAUAGGCUACGGUAUUCCAGACAGCUCAACAUACAUAAUCAUCAAAACUACGGUGUACAAGAGCGACAAAAGACGCCUUUAGUCUUCCAUACCGCACUCCACGCAACACCUUUCCCUCAGACCAUUCCAUCUUGUAGGUACAGGUCGUCGGGUUCGCACACCCUACAGGCGCACCUCCAACCUGGAGGGAGCGCCUCCACGAACAUCUCUCGUCAUGGUUUAUGAUUGGGAUGGAAAGCGGGACAUCUGCUAUCAGAUGUAUAUCAAAGACAAAAAGGCUUUGGAGGAAAUCAUGGAGUAUAUGAAGGAUGUAUAUCAAUUUGCACCCAGUAAACGUGCAUUUCAAACGCAAUUUAAGCGGUGGGGCUUUCCUUCAAAGCAAAAUCCAGCACACAAGAACCUAGAACUCGUUGCACGCGUCAAGCAGCUUUGGGAGCGGAAUACUAGCCAGCGAGACAUGCUUCGAAUAUUGAAUGAAGAAGGUUUCGAGAUCAAAGAGAGAGAGCUCAUGCGGGUACGUGCUAAAAAUCGCUGGUUACUCCGCGUUCCCAAUGGGAUGAAAUCACAGUCAAAUAUGCAAGCAUCCACACAGCCGUCAGAGGAUGAAGGCUUGCUUGCGUUACAGCAAGAAGUUUACAAGAAUGAGAGCUCAUUCAAUGACACCGAGACCCUCCUUACUGACACAGCAAGCCCACGUCCCCCAUCGCCUGGUUUAUCGCCAGAAGUUCUAGCCAAACGCAAGGAACGACUAGAACGAUUGAAAGCAGAAAGUGCAGAACGCUGGGCUACUAGAAAGCGCCGGCGCCGUACUCGAGGAUGGGCGGGGCUGCCAGCCGAUCCCCCGGGACCUCCACGCUUUCCCUCUGAAACGACUAUUGAUGAGAGUAAAAAGCACUUGAACCUGGAUAACGUCAUGUAUCGCCAGAUCAGGGAUCAGUUCCAGAGAAUCUGCGAGGAUGCAGGGUUCAUCAAGAAAACAGUUGCCGGACCCGAAAAAUGGCAGGAAGCGAAAAACAAAUUGAUACAAGAAUCGCAACAUCUUCAACAUAUAUUUUGGGAGGAUCCUAAUCAACUUGAUGCAAAGGCCCUUGCUCUUGAUGUUGUCUGCACAGAUGUCACAAAGAGGAUGCGAACCUUGGAAAGGCGAAUGACCAUUGCGGAAGCUAAAAACGCCCUUGGCAUCAAUCCAGAGGAAAGUCGCCAAAUACGGAAUGCAUUUUACAAUACACUGAAAGCGGAUCAUUUUACAAGCAAGCUAGAGGCUGGUGAUGAGCACUGGACGAACUUGAAGGAGCGAUGGAUCCAAAACUCUGAGCUGCUCCAACAAAUCUUGGCUCCUGGACCAACGGAUACAGAACACACUACCAAAUUAAAAGCUCUGGAGGUUCUUUGUCGUGAUGUCAUGAAGCGACUUCGUGAUGAUCAAACUAAGAGGGACCCAGCCCCGAAACACUCUAAUCAGGAACAUGCUCACAGUCCUGAUUUGGGAAGCUCUCAUAUUGGCAGCGCCUUUAGUGGCAGUAUAACUAACGGAAUCAGCACACUUGCUUCACAGGCCCUUGCAAGUGCUCCAGUGUCUUCUAGUGAUUUAGGUGACUUGCAGAUAGACCCCUCACUCCUGCAGGCAGCUAAUGACCCCUCGUUUGCCACAGCCAACCAUCAGGACUCAGGGCAUACCUUUGGAUACGUGGACCCCUUAUUAGAGCCUUCUGCUAUGCAAACUCCUGUGUAUCUUCGCAUUCAUGCUCAAAGUUCAUUGCAUGGGGAUUCCAAAACCUGGAUUGAAAAGCUGACAACGCGAUCCGUUACUGAACUACGCCAACUAGUCAACACCAGGUAUCCAGAUGCCUUCAUUACGAGGAUUGAGGGCACAGACAAAGAUGAGAGCGGGCAUGAAAUAUCUUUCCUUAUAGAUGAGGACCACGAAUUUGACGCUUACUUGACUCACAUGCAAGGGAGAAAGGCUUCGUUUCUAUUUAGCCUGGAACAAGUCUAAGAAGCCUCUGUGUCAUAUCUUGAGUACUUGUAGCAUAUUGUUCUGAGUGUUUAACUUGGUCUUCAGGAAAGCCAAGGUGGAACCUCUGCGGUUUUUAUACGUUAAUCUCCAGUCAACGGCAGCAGCCGCUUCGGUGGGGUCUUAUUAAUAGGAAUAAGCAUUAUGUAUUACAAGAUAAUAUUGACAGUGUCAACAGUGCUAAGAUAGGUAAGAUAGG
Molecule: messenger RNA, 2292 nt
Organism: Aspergillus caelatus
Lineage: Eukaryota; Fungi; Ascomycota; Eurotiomycetes; Eurotiales; Aspergillaceae
Product: Clr5 domain-containing protein
Exons: 2
Coding region: 294-2075 (593 amino acids)
Source: RefSeq, a predicted model, not a curated record